Molecule: messenger RNA, 1173 nt
Organism: Symbiodinium natans
Lineage: Eukaryota; Dinophyceae; Suessiales; Symbiodiniaceae
Source: the annotation of a GenBank genome assembly
AUGUUUGUGCCGCCUCCGCCGAAAGUGGUACCACCCAUGCCCGUGGUGGCACCCUAUGUCUCAGAUGCAGACCCGCGGAAGAAGCUUUGGAAACUGGGCAUGCAACAUCACUUGCGAGCCUUGGAAGGUGUCACGAAGGUGACCGACCAGUCAGAUCCGGGCGUCGCAGACGUGGGCGUGCGCAAAGCGCGAGAGAAAGCCCGAGACUUCAUCAAGCAUGAGACGAGGAGGGACAUUGAAGCAGAGAACCGCCAUUUAGUUCAUCGAUUGAAGGAGAUCGUGGAGAAGCCCAGUGUGAUCUCGAAGAUGUCAGAUGGGGCGACCCGUCACUCCGGAACCCGCCGUGACAUGCUACAGCGCGACCGGCUGAUCCGCCAGAAGCACAUUGAGGUCGAGAACCAGUCGCUGGUGCGACGCCUUCUCUCUGUGAAGAGCAGCCUGGAUAUGCAAGGCUUUGCGAAAGACUACCGCAGGCACCGCCAGGACGUCGGCCGACUGCAGCAGCUGCCGGAGAAGAAUCCAAAUCCCCGACCGAGAAAGCUGCCCAAGCUGCCGGAGAAGGUGGUGCCGGACCUGCCCAAGGCAGAGUACACGCCAAAGAGCUCCUGCACCGGCUACAGGCCAUCUCGGCAAGCACUGCCUCUGCCUUCGCGCAUAUCCGAAAGCCGAUCAAUGCCGAGCCUUUCUGCGGACGCCUCUGUGGGCGGAGCUGGUCCGAAAAAGGCGAAGGAGCCGUUGCCCCCUCGCGUGGUGCAGCGCAGCGAGCCUCAGGCGACUAUCGAGGCUGAGCCUGCCCGGGUGGCGGCCGAACCUGCGCAAAAGUCCCUUGAUAAAGACCUCCAGGCCGAGGAGAUCGAGGAUGUUGCGGCUGUCAUCGGAAGGGCGCUGAAGGCUCAGGCAGAAUCACUCGCCGCGAAGCCUGGGCAGGUCGGCAUGCAUGGUAGUGGCUUACGUUCAGCUCGAGACCAACAAGAGGAGGAUGGAUGCGUGGGUUCCGGCGAGACCCAGCCUGAUUCUGCAGUAGCUGCGGACAACAUUGUAAACAGAGUGACAGCGGAUGCCCUGGCCAUGCUUGACAUUGACUUCUGCGACGCCACAUCCUUCAUGUCUGACACCAUGCGCAGCUGGAGCACCAUUCAUGUCUCAAGCGACGUCGAGGCGUUCUUCAACUAG